Messenger RNA from Trachymyrmex cornetzi, 2085 nucleotides. RefSeq lists its product as uncharacterized. The record is from RefSeq and is a predicted model, not a curated record. Gene Ontology annotation, molecular function: protein-cysteine S-palmitoyltransferase activity. Lineage: Eukaryota; Metazoa; Arthropoda; Insecta; Hymenoptera; Formicidae. Gene Ontology annotation, biological process: peptidyl-L-cysteine S-palmitoylation; protein targeting to membrane. The transcript has 2 exons. Gene Ontology annotation, cellular component: endoplasmic reticulum; Golgi apparatus. Bases 277 to 2085 code for a protein of 602 amino acids.
AGCUUAAUCGUAAAUAUAGUAUAAACGAGUAGUGUUUUAAAAUCUUUAAAUUAUGUGUUGGCUGUAUUAAUUAAAUAAUAUUCAAUAGAAAAAAUUAAAUAACAGAGAUGUAUAAUACAGCGAUAAGGUAGGAGAAGAAAAGAAUGUGUGUGGCAAAAGGAAAUAAAAUUGAAAAGAAACAAGGACAAGGACAGCGAUGCAUAAAACAUCCUAGAUCCAAAGCGCACUGGAAGUGUAAACGAAAUAAAUGAUAGUCAAGAAAGAGCGAUACUGGGAAUGCUAAACAAGAGCUGUGCAAAUAAUACAAUUGGCCGGUGUUGCACCUCGCGGGAUACACAGCAUGUGCCACCGGAGCACAGGAAAUUCCGACGCGUUCAUGGGCUGCAGCUGCCACUGCAUCCUCAACAGAUCGUCGGUUGGGUGCUGCUGAUCGUCGUGUUUGUCGGUACUUUCACCGUGUUGCUGACGACGCCACCGCUAUUGCCCGAUCUGCGCUUCGUCCUCUCAUUACUAUUUGCCGCGUUAUUUCUACUGCACGUGUCGACUCAUUUGACAGUGUUACUGCUAGAUCCGGCCGAUCCCGAGGUCCGCGCUCGACCAGUUCGCGUGAUCGUACCGGAGUUUGACCGAGCAAAGCAUCGACAUGUUAUCGAGAACGGCCGAUGCCACCUUUGCAACAUAACGACGCGUGGUCGGCGGACCAAACACUGUUCCAUCUGCAACAAGUGCGUACCGCGUUUCGACCAUCACUGCAAAUGGUUGAACAAUUGCAUCGAUCACAGGAACACGAGCAUGAAUAACGCCACGGCGACGCCACCAUUGUUGCCGAUGCCUGGCACCGGCUCGCUCGUCCUCGUCACUGUCAUUGGCGUUCUCUCGGCCAUCGCUGCGGUGAUGCUCAUACACCUCUGCUUCUUUCACGGCUAUAUCGCCUGUCUUGGUCUCACCACGUAUGAAUACGUGCGCAACAAACGGGAGAGGGGUACUGCUGUCGCCGACUCCAGAACAACGUCUACCUCUGGCCUAUGUGGCAUACCUUAUUGUACCGCUGCCGAUGAGGAUCACAUCAACCGGACGGUACCUGGCGGGCGAGGUCUCUAUUCUCGCUUCUGCGAGAAUGGUCCUCUACGCAAAACUAAUACUACGAGCACAACGAGAAUGACGAUGGCGACAACGGACGUGUACGUUUGCUCGACGCACGAGGAAACCCGGAGCGACGAAGCAACGGCGAACGUUAAAGAUGUCUUCUCCAAGACGAGAGAUGGAUUACCUUCGAUGAGAGGUGGCCGGAAUUUUCGUCUUUGUUUCUCGUACGAUUCGCGCACCACCGAGACCUCCAUUCAGGUCUCUUCCUCGCAGACGACGGACGCGAUGGAGCUGAGAAACCAUGUGCGUGACUCGCCGGAUGCCAAAUCAUCCUCCACGCCUUCGCCGGUGUCUUGUUGCUUCUCCAUCAUGAACCAUCCCGAUGGCAGCAGGCACGAUGGAAACGGACGAAAGCGUCGCACCGGAGAUAAUAGGAUCGAACCGACGAAACGAUCCUGCGGAACAAUGAGAAGAAUACAGACUUUUCUGCAGGCUCGUCUGAGGAAAGGUUCGAGGCAACGAUUAACGACUUCGUCGUCGGCGAUCGCUCGUCAUUGCGGCAACAAGAUCAUUCCGCAGCCAGGCAGUCCUCCGGACAUCGCACUUGCUUUAACCGAACAUCAGGAUCGGAAUGUCGAAGCAUUGACGACAGAACUGACGACACCACCGGAUUACUCACGUCCACCGGCGAGGCUACCCGCCCUAGAUUUUUCGCGCACCGUGCGCAAAAUUAGAAAAGUACCUUCAAAUACCACUGAUAUUUCCGUCCUGGGGCAGACGCCGCCCUCCACGGUAUCUAAACGAAAUCAAACUCACCUUCGCACACGGCGGAGCGGGAGUUUUUCCAAGAAGAGACCGCACUUCAAGAUCGGCUCGCAUGUCGUAACGCAGACCGCUCAACUGUCGCCCAUACCGGAAUCGGAGCUUUCGAAACCGGCUACGCCGAGAUCGCCGUCGCGAUCGAAUUCUAUAUUCGCCUUCCCACCAUUACACGAGUAA